Epinephelus fuscoguttatus (brown-marbled grouper) is the source of this 2800-nucleotide messenger RNA. It is a transcript of the gene samsn1a, whose product is annotated as SAM domain, SH3 domain and nuclear localisation signals 1a. Gene Ontology annotation, molecular function: protein binding. The record is from RefSeq and is a predicted model, not a curated record. The coding region runs from base 16 to 2121 and encodes 701 amino acids. The transcript has 16 exons. Lineage: Eukaryota; Metazoa; Chordata; Actinopteri; Perciformes; Serranidae.
GACCUCUCAGCCAACAUGAACCUUUUCUGCUUCUCGCUGGAGGGGUCCAUGGACAGCCUGUAUGAGGCGGUGCAGAGCUCAAGUGAUGGCCCACCGCCGCCUAUCCCCAGCCGCUCCUCCAGCCGCACAUGCAGCCGAUCCUGCAGCCGCUCCUGCAGCCCAGCGGUCCUGCUGGAUGACAGCACAAAGUGGCGAGGCUCUGGGAGAUCUAUUUCUAUGGAGAUGCCUCCGGUGCCGGGGACCAACUCUAAUAAAAAGAAAAGAAGAACACACAUAUCCAAAUCUGCAUCAGACAAUGAAACGCUUGAUAACCCCGACUGUAAUACUACAGUUUGGCAGCCCGCCAAGAGCCGAGAAGAUUUAGUCCACAUCGCCAACAAUCACAAUGAAGAGAUGAGGAAGACAAAACACAGAACAGAAACCAAAGAAGGGAAAGGAGCUCAUCAUUGCGGCACAAAGAAAAAGGAGAAACCACACGCAAACCAGAAUGUCCAUGUUAACGGGGUGGCGACAGAGUCCAAGCCUGCUGUAAAAAGGAACCAAAAAACUGGGAAGAAACCAGGUGGAAAGAGUGGGAAGGAGGGGUCAAAGAAAAGUCACAACUCCACAGUGCACCCCCCAUCAUGCGCUAUGAGCCCACCCAUGGGACCCCACUAUCUGGAUGUGCCAUACAGGUCAGACAGGAGACCUUACCUGGGCAAAGCCUCCACCCUCCCUGCUCAGGAGAACACAACCCCGGGCCGAUUCACAGAUGUAGCCACACUCCCUGGUGGAGCGACGCCCACCCACACCCACCACCAGCGCUGGAGCAACCCAGGUGACAGCAGUCCCGCCUGGGGGAACAUCCAGCACACCUGCCGCAGGCCACUCACAGAGUAUCGCGCAUACUCCCAUGACUUCAGCACGUCCCCUGCGAAGGAGUGGGAGGGGAGACAGCAGCAGGUGCCGGCCCCCAAUGACCACUUGACAAAGGACUGUAAACCCCAGAUUCCCCCAAAGGUGCCGCGAUCUAUCACAGACGUGGAUCUAUCAGAACCAAACAUAACCUUAAAACAGGAAAAAAUGCUACAGCGAGCGGCAUCCAAUGUGUCAGACAAAACAAAGAGCAUGAAGCCAAAGCGCUCUACCAGCUUCGGCAGGUUUGAGGGUCUCAGACAUCACUCGUCUCCAGCCAAACCAGAGGAGAAUGGAACAACUAUGCUCACAGAAGAAUGUGAGACUUUGGACCCACAUAAAUCAGCUGGACUUGGGAAGAAGAUGAAGGCGAUCUCACUGACCAUGCGCAGAAAAAUGGGCAAAAAACAUGCAAAGUCUUUUUCUGAGGAGACGGGUGAUGACACAGACAAAGACCCAGAGGCAGAGACAGAGAGCAGCCCACAAACUGAGAAAACCCCUGCAAAGUCAAGCAACUCCUUAGAGAGUCUUUACAGUGGCCAGAGCUCCUCUAGUUCAGGUGGUGUGACAAGUGAGUCUAAUGGUUCAGGUCAGCGAGACAGUCUGAGGCUGGAGGAGGACGGCUCCUAUCAGGGACAGUUCUGCGGCAGAGCUCGCGUCCACACAGACUUUGUUCCCAGCCCGUAUGACACAGAUUCCCUCAAACUCAAGGUUGGCGACAUCAUCAACAUCAUCAGUAAGCCUCCAAUGGGCAUCUGGACAGGCUUGCUAAACAACAAAGUCGGCAACUUCAAGUUCAUCUAUGUAGAUGUUUUGGUGGAGAAAGAGGAAGAAGAGGAAGCACCUAAAAUUAGACAACAGAAGCUGUGCAAGAGACCUCGACCUAAAACACUGCUGGAGUUACUGGAGCGACUGAACCUCGAGGAGUACGCCUCUGCCUUGCUGCUAAAUGGCUACCAAACGGUGGAGGACCUGUUGCACCUGCAAGAGAAACACCUGAUAGAGCUGAACGUCAAAGACCCCGAGCACAGACGCAAACUUCUCACUGCUGCUGAAUACCGCUACACAGAAGGUGAUGAUGUCAAGGAUGCGGAGGAGCACAAAUCCUCCCACAGUCUACAGGAAGAAGACAGCGACUGUCCCAGAGACUCGGGCUGCUUCAUCCCAUCCGAAUGUUCAGACAGCAAAGACGACGUAGAGCAGAUCACAGAUGCUGUGGACUCAUAACGUGAUCACCUGUCAGAUGGAUACUUUGACGUUUGGAAUUCAGUGUUGGGUUUUUUUCUUAUGACUUGUUGUUUCUACAAUUAUUCCUUUUAUUUUUUCAAAAUGUCAUGUGGAUAUCCCUUGUUACAACAAGCUAGUAAAAGCUUUUUAAAAGUGUAAUAGGAAGAACAACCACUAUUCUGAAUGUCAUCUUAUCCAUGUGUCACUUCAUCAAAAUAAUAAUCACGUUGUAACUUUUGAGUUUAUUUUAUGUUGUUGAAAAAGUGACAUUUCAUUGAUUAAAUGUCACGUGUAUUUAUUGCAUUCUCAAUCAUUUAGUGUUUUUCUCUCCAAUAUAAAGCCUUUAUUUAUCACAUCUGCGUAAUUUUCACCUGUCUCAUCAAAUCUAUUCUCAAUUCAACAUCCAGUGUAUUUUUUUUCUUUCCCUGUAAAUGAAGUGAUGUUGAGGGGAUGUUUUGGAGAUGUAGUGUCUGGAUUUGAACAGCACAUUUUCAGAUCUUGCCUAUAUAAUGUAUACUGUACAGGAAAACAUGUAUGUUAUUUUCUGAAUGUUUGUUUGUGAAUGAGUGUAUGUGUGUGUGUGAGAGAGAGUCUGCGAGUGAACUCAUGCAAAAGUCAGCAUUCAACUGUUUUGAGAACUUUUUGUAAAUAAAAUUAAAGAAAACCAAUUAAAAUAUGA